AUGACAUUCCAACCCAAUCCCAACUGGACGGAUCCAAUUUUCGCCGAUCCCACCCUGACCCCAAACUCCCGGAUUUUUCCCCGGAUUUUCCCGGAUUUUCCAGAGCCCCCGGAGGUGGCGGUGUUCCCCAAGCACCCGGUGGAGCAGGACGAGCCCAACAUCCUGAUCUGCUACGUCACCAAGUUCUGGCCGCCGGUGCUGGGGCUGAGCUGGCUGCGCAACGGGGUCCCGGUGGCGCGCGGCGUCCUGGAGACGCCCUUCUACCCCGACCGCGACUUCACCUUCCGCAAGUUCUCCUACCUGCCCUUCAUCCCCCGGCCCGGAGAGUACUACGACUGCAAGGUGGAGCACGAGGGG
Messenger RNA from Pyrgilauda ruficollis (rufous-necked snowfinch), 357 nucleotides. RefSeq names its product RLA class II histocompatibility antigen, DP alpha-1 chain-like. Lineage: Eukaryota; Metazoa; Chordata; Aves; Passeriformes; Passeridae. The record is from RefSeq and is a predicted model, not a curated record. The annotation marks the transcript as partial. The transcript has a single exon.